UGUCUUUCUUCAGCAAGUUGUCUCCUCGCUUCUCUUCUUCGCUUUGGUUAAAAAAAUGGGUGUCAAUUCUAAUAGAGUAGAAGAUUUCUCUAGCCAUGAAACAGCCCUCAGAAUCACCACUGAAGCGGCAAUGCCACCAAUGGUGAUACACAGUGUCUGCCCUCCACCUCAGCAAACCACCCUCCAGAAACUCAAGCAAAGGCUUGGUGAGAUCUUCUUCCCUGAUGAUCCUCUCCACAGAUUCAAGAAUCAAACUUUGUGCAAGAAACUGCUUCUGGGUUUUCAAUUCUUGUUCCCAAUCCUCCAAUGGGGUCCUCAGUAUAGUUUGAGACUCUUCAGGUCUGAUAUCAUCUCUGGUCUCACCAUUGCCAGUCUUGCUAUUCCACAGGGAAUCAGUUAUGCAAAACUCGCAAAUCUGCCACCUAUAGUUGGUUUAUAUUCAAGCUUUGUACCUCCAUUGAUAUACUCUAUCCUUGGAAGUUCUAGACAUCUUGCUGUUGGUCCAGUCUCUAUAGCAUCAUUGGUGAUGGGAUCCAUGCUAAGUGAGGCAGUUUCUCCUACUGAAAAUCAAAUUCUUUAUCUGAAAUUGGCCUUCACUGCUACCUUCUUCGCUGGUGUGUUUCAGGCUUCUCUAGGUCUGCUAAGGUUAGGCUUUGUUAUUGAUUUUCUGUCAAAGGCCACGCUUGUUGGGUUUAUGGCUGGUGCAGCCAUCAUUGUUUCACUGCAACAGCUAAAAGGGUUGCUUGGAAUUGUUCACUUCACUAGCAAGAUGCAGUUUGUUCCGGUAAUGGCCUCUGUUUUCAACCACAGAGAUGAGUGGUCCUGGCAAACCAUUGUUAUCGGGUUCAUAUUCUUAGCGUUUCUAUUGACAACAAGGCAUAUUAGCAUGAAAAGACCAAAGCUUUUCUGGGUGUCAGCAGCAGCACCAUUAACAUCAGUGAUUGUCUCUACCCUUUUAGUUUUCUGCCUCAGGUCAAAGCUUCAUGGCGUCCCAAUUAUUGGUCAUUUGCCUAAAGGCUUGAAUCCACCUUCAGCAAAUAUGCUACAUUUUAAGGGUUCUUAUCUGGCAGUUGCUAUCAAAACCGGCAUUGUAACCGGAAUUCUAUCUCUCACCGAAGGAAUUGCUGUUGGAAGAACAUUUGCUGCGCUAAAGAACUACCAAGUUGAUGGUAACAAAGAAAUGAUGGCUAUUGGUCUCAUGAACAUGGCCGGUUCUUGUUCUUCAUGCUACGUCACAACAGGAUCAUUUUCUCGAUCUGCAGUCAACUACAAUGCUGGGGCACAGACUGCAAUUUCGAACAUAGUAAUGGCUUCAGCAGUACUUGUGACGCUGCUGUUUCUCAUGCCACUCUUCUACUACACUCCAAAUGUAAUCUUGGGAGCCAUCAUCAUAACAGCCGUGAUCGGACUAAUUGAUUAUCAGACUGCAUAUCAAUUAUGGAAAGUUGACAAGCUCGAUUUCUUGGCUUGUUUGUGCUCCUUCUUUGGGGUUCUUUUCAUUUCAGUGCCUUUGGGUCUUGCCAUAGCAGUCGGGGUUUCAGUAUUCAAGAUUCUACUACAUGUCACCAGGCCAAACACUGUAGCUAUGGGAAACAUACCAGGAACUCAUGUAUACCAGAGCCUCACCAGAUAUAGAGAAGCUCUAAGAGUUCCUUCAUUUCUCAUACUCGCCGUUGAGUCUCCCAUGUACUUCGCAAAUUCUACUUACCUCCAAGAAAGGAUACUAAGAUGGGUUCGUGAAGAAGAAGAUAGGAUAAAAUCAAACAAUGGAAGUACACUUAAAUGCAUAAUUUUAGACAUGACAGCUGUUACGGCCAUAGACACGAGCGGUAUUGAGCUAGUGUGUGAACUCAGAAAGAUGCUGGAGAAAAGAUCUCUUCAGCUUGUAUUGGCAAAUCCUGUUGGAAGUGUGAUGGAAAAGCUACAGAAAUCUGAAGUAUUAGAGUCCUUUGGAUUAAAUGGACUCUAUCUUACAGUUGGAGAAGCCGUGGCCGACAUUUCGUCCUUAUGGAAAUCUCAGCCAUGAGAUUCUGGAGGUUAGGAGAAAUUUGAAAACAUGAGUUGACUGUUUCAGAUUAUGGCAGAUUAGAUAGGAAGAGGGUGUAGUUAUGAGAGAAACUUCUAGGCAAUGGGGAAUGUUGCCUUGUUUCUUUUUUGAAGAGAGAAUAGAUGAAAAGUAUGCUCUUUAAAGAAGAGAUUUUGAAGUUCUUAGGUCCCAACAAAGUUAUUGAAUUUGAUUUUACUGCUGAUUUCAUGCAUGUUUUGUUGAAUAGAAGAAAUAUGUUGGAGGUA
Molecule: messenger RNA, 2292 nt
Organism: Manihot esculenta (cassava)
Lineage: Eukaryota; Viridiplantae; Streptophyta; Magnoliopsida; Malpighiales; Euphorbiaceae
Product: probable sulfate transporter 3.4
Exons: 13
Coding region: 56-2026 (656 amino acids)
Biological process (GO): transmembrane transport
Cellular component (GO): membrane
Molecular function (GO): secondary active sulfate transmembrane transporter activity
Source: RefSeq, a predicted model, not a curated record